Molecule: messenger RNA, 4315 nt
Organism: Malurus melanocephalus (red-backed fairy wren)
Lineage: Eukaryota; Metazoa; Chordata; Aves; Passeriformes; Maluridae
Product: kinesin-like protein KIF13B
Exons: 34
Coding region: 61-4305 (1414 amino acids)
Biological process (GO): microtubule-based movement; regulation of protein localization
Cellular component (GO): adherens junction
Molecular function (GO): microtubule binding; ATP binding; microtubule motor activity
Source: RefSeq, a predicted model, not a curated record
CUCCCUCGGCAGACGGAAGCCGGGCAGGGACGAGGGAGCCGGGAAGGCUGGAGCGGCACGAUGGGGGACUCCAAAGUGAAGGUGGCGGUGCGUGUCCGCCCCAUGAACCGGCGAGAGCUUGAUCUGCAUACAAAAUGCGUGGUGGAUGUGGAUGCAAACAAGGUUAUUCUUCACCCUGUAAACACCAACCUUUCAAAAGGAGAUGCCAGCAGGACUCACCCAAAGGUGUUCGCUUACGAUCACUGCUUUUGGUCUAUGGAUGAAUCUGUCAAAGAAAAAUUCGCAGGUCAAGAUGUCGUUUUCAAGUGCCUUGGAGAGAAUAUUCUUCAGAAUGCCUUCGAAGGCUACAAYGCUUGUAUCUUUGCCUAUGGGCAGACAGGAUCUGGAAAAUCCUACACCAUGAUGGGUACUGCUGACCAGCCCGGAUUAAUCCCCAGACUUUGCAGUGGGCUCUUCGAAAGAGCACAGAAAGAAGAAAACGAAGAGCAGAGUUUCAAAGUGGAAGUGUCCUACAUGGAGAUUUACAACGAGAAAGUCAGAGAUCUCCUUGACCCCAAAGGAAGCCGUCAGUCAUUAAAGGUUAGAGAACACAGUGUUUAUGGCCCUUACGUAGAUGGCCUAUCCAAACUAGCUGUUGCUAGCUACAAGGACAUCGAGUCCUUGAUGUCUGAGGGCAACAAAUCUCGCACAGUGGCUGCCACCAACAUGAAUGAAGAGAGCAGUCGGUCCCACGCYGUCUUCAAGAUCAUCCUCACCCACACCCUCUAUGACACACAGUCAGGGACAUCAGGGGAGAAGGUGGGCAAGCUGAGCCUGGUGGACUUGGCAGGGAGUGAAAGGGCAACUAAAACUGGUGCUGCAGGAGACAGGCUGAAAGAAGGGAGCAACAUCAACAAAUCCCUCACCACUCUGGGGCUGGUUAUUUCUGCCCUGGCAGAUCAGGCUGCUGGCAAGAACAAGAACAAAUUUGUUCCAUAUCGUGACUCUGUGCUCACUUGGUUACUUAAAGACAGCCUCGGGGGCAACAGCAAGACAGCCAUGGUGGCCACGGUGAGCCCGGCAGCUGACAACUACGACGAGACGCUGUCGACGCUGCGCUACGCGGACAGGGCCAAGAACAUCGUCAACCACGCCGUGGUCAACGAGGACCCCAACGCCCGCAUCAUCCGCGAGCUCCGCGAGGAGGUGGAGAAACUGCGGGAGCAGCUCACCAAGGCUGAGGCUAUGAAAUCACCAGAAUUAAAAGAGAGGCUGGAGGAAUCGGAGAAGUUGAUUCAGGAGAUGACCGUGACCUGGGAAGAAAAAUUACGGAAAACUGAGGAGAUAGCUCAGGAGAGGCAGAAGCAGCUGGAAAGCCUUGGAAUAUCCCUGCAGUCUUCUGGAAUCAAAGUUGGGGAUAAUAAAUGUUUCCUGGUGAACCUGAAUGCAGAUCCAGCUCUCAACGAGCUCCUGGUGUACUAUUUGAAGGAGCACACGUUGAUAGGCUCAGACAACUCUCAAGACAUCCAGCUGUGUGGGAUGGGAAUUCUCCCUGAGCACUGCAUCAUCGACAUCACCCCAGAAGGCCAGGUUAUGCUGACCCCCCAAAAAAACACCAGGACAUUCGUGAAUGGUUCUGCUGUGGUGUGUCCCAUCCAGCUCCACCACGGAGACAGAAUCCUGUGGGGAAAYAACCAUUUCUUCAGGCUGAAUUUGCCAAAGAAGAAGAAGAAGGCAGAUCACGAGGAGGACGAGCGGGAGAACUCCAUGAAGUGCAGCAACAGCGUGGAGCAGUUGGAUGUGGAUGGAGACAAUUCCAGUGAGGUGUCCAGCGAGAUUAAUUUCAGCUAUGAAUACGCCCAGAUGGAGGUCACCAUGAAGGCCCUUGGGAGCAAUGACCCGAUGCAGUCAAUCCUGCAAAGCCUGGAGCAGCAGCACGAGGAGGAGAAGAGGUCAGCCCUGGAGAGGCAGAGGUUGAUGUACGAGCACGAGCUGGAGCAGCUGCGGCGCCGCCUCUCGCCUGAGAAGCAGCAUUUUCGCAGCAUGGAGCGCUUCUCCUUUCAUUCACCCAGUGCCCAGCAGCGCCUCAGGCAGUGGGCAGAGGAGAGAGAGGAAAUGCUGACCCACAGCCUGAGGAAGCUGCGAGAGCAGAUUGUUAAAGCCAAUUUGUAYGUGAGAGAAGCCAAUUUCAUCGGAGAGGAGCUGGACAAGAGGACAGAGUACAAAGUGACCCUCCAGAUCCCAGCCUCGAGCCUUAAUGCCAACAGCAAGAGAGGUGCAAUUCUCAGCGAGCCCGCCAUCCAGGUGAGGAGGAAAGGGAAAGGCAAACAGAUCUGGUCACUGGAAAAACUGGAAAAUCGCCUGGUGGAUAUGAGGGACCUUUACCAGGAGUGGAAAGACUGUGAGGAAGACAAUCCAGUGAUGAGAGCUUAUUUCAGGAGAGCUGAUCCCUUCUACGACGAGCAGGAGAACCACAGCCUUAUUGGAGUCGCCAACGUUUUCCUUGAGUGCCUGUUCUACGAUGUCAAACUGCAAUAUGCUGUCCCAAUCAUCAAUCAGAAGGGAGAGGUUUCAGGUCGUCUCCACGUGGAAGUGGUCCGAGUGAGUGGGGAGAUCGAUGACAGGCUGGUGGGAGGUGAGGACAGUCCCGACUGUUCCAAUGACAACGACGUCCAGGAGAGAAAACUCGUCUGCAGGAUUAAAAUACUKCAAGCUACGGGUUUGCCACAGCACCUGUCCAACUUUGUGUUCUGCAAAUACACGUUCUGGGAUCAAGCAGAGCCAGUUAAUGUUGCCCCUGAGGUGGAUCCUUCCCAAUCCUCCAUCAGCAAGGAGCCACGGUGCAUGGUUGUCUUUGACCACUGCAAUGAGGUUUCUGUGAAUAUUUCUGAAGACUUCAUGGAGCAUCUUUAYGAUGGUGCUUUGGCCAUUGAAGUUUAUGGGCACAAGCAGAGYGGGGACCGAAAAAACCCAGCCCUGUGGGAUUUGGGAAUCAUUCAGGCCAAAACACGCAGCCUUCGUGACAGGUGGAGUGAGGUGACCCGCAAAGUGGAGCUGUGGGUUCAGAUCCUGGAGCUGAACGAGAACGGGGAGUACUGCCCUGUCGAGGUGACCCCUGCCAAGGACGUCAGCACRGGUGGCAUUUUCCAGCUCCGGCAGGGCCAAUCUCGACGAAUCCAGGUUGAAGUGAAGUCUGUGCAGGAAUCUGGGACCUUGCCCCUGAUGGAGGAAUCCAUAUUAUCUGUUGGCAUUGGCUGUGUUCAGAUAAAACACAUCAAAUCACAGAAUUAUCAGGACAGGGACUUGGAGAGGCUCCGUAGGAAGUGGCUCUGUGCCUUAACAAAGCGCCAGGAGUACCUGGAUCAGCAGCUCCAGAAACUCGUGGGGAAGCCUGAUAAAUCGGAGGACGACGCCGAUCGGGAGGCGCAGCUCCUGGAGAUGAGACUGACCCUCACGGAGGAGAGGAACGCUGUGAUGGUGCCUUCUGCUGGCAGUGGGAUCCCUGGAGCUCCAGCAGAGUGGACUCCUGUGGCUGGGAUGGAAACUCACAUUCCUGUUAUAUUCCUUGACUUGAAUGCUGAUGAUUUCAGCUCCCAGGAUAACCUGGAUGACCCAGAGGCAGGAGGCUGGGAUGCCACUCUGGUGGCUGAGGAGGAGGAGGAGUUCUUCGAGCUGCAGAUUGUGAAGCAUCAYGAYAGCGAGGUGAAAGCAGAAGCCUCGUGGGACUCCACGGUCCACGACUGCAUCCAGCUCAGCAAGGGCACGGCGGCGGAGGAGAGGGUUUACCUGAUUGUCAGAGCCACGGUCCAGCUCAGCCACCCYGCAGAGAUGCAGCUGGUGCUGCGCAAGCGCAUCUGUGUCAACGUCUAUGGCAGGCAGGGUUUCGCACAGAGUUUCCUCCGAAGGAUGUCCCCCCGAAGCUCCAUCCCCGGCUGUGGCGUCACUUUUGAGAUCGUCUCCAACAUUCCAGAGGAUGCUCAGGGGGCUGAGGAGCGGGAGGCACUGGCCAGGAUGGCAGCAAACGUGGAGGAUGCAGCUUCAGCUGACUCAGAAGCCUACAUUGAGAAAUACCUGCGGAGCGUCCUGGCCGUGGAGAACAUCCUCACCCUGGACCGCCUGCGCCAGGAAGUUGCUGUCAAGGAGCAGCUGAUGGGAAAAGGAAAACUCUACCGCAGGAGCCUGAGCUCCCCCAACGUGAACCGGCUUUCUGCAAGCCGCCAGGAUUUAGCCCCCCCUUACAACCUGAGCAGUAACAGGGUGAGUAUCUGCAGAUUUCCUGGGAAAACCUGGACAGGAAAAAAGGAAGUGAUUCUUCUCUCCCAGUGACAGGAGCGUG